UUUUGGAUUUCUUUUCCAUCUGCCCAAUGGCUCUUUUCAGGCAGUCCUGUACCUGGGUGCUUUUCCUCUUGCUGUCAGCAAUUCAUGUUCAGGCACAGAAUUCAGAUUGUGGUGUGCAGGAUAACAUUGUUAAUGUCCAAGAGAAUAACCCUCCUAUGGCUUUGAUUACCAACAUUACUGCAGCUGACGGUGUCACAGUAAAAAUUAACCCAUCGGUAAUGAAUGGUGACCAGUUUGAGAUUCAGAACUCACAACUUCUCCUGAAAAAUUCAGUGGAUUAUGAGGUUUCAACAGCACUAGUUGUAGAACUACAGUGCUUCACAGCGGAUGUAGUCGUAAAUAGUAUUAUGGUUGUAGUGAACAUUAUCAAUGUGAACGACAACCCUCCUGUGUUUCCAGAAACCAACAUCACCGUCAAUGUUCGAGAGGAUCUAACAGUGAACACAACUGUUGUGCCCCAGGCUAAUGUAACAGCUAAGGACGCUGACAAAGACACAAUAUAUUACAGCCUUACAGCAGACCCACCAGUAGGAUUGGAGUAUUUUAACAUUGAAGGAGUUAAUAACCCGGAAAUUUACUUGCUCAGAACCCUGGAUUAUGAAAAAAUUAACUACAUGCAGUUUGUCUUAUAUGCCAUGGAUGGGAAGGCCAGUGAAGCUCCACACACAGCCACUGCAACAAUAACCAUACAUAUCCUACAGGCUGACCGGAGACCUCCCUGGUUCCAGCCAUGCACUUCUUUUGGAGGGAAUAUAAUGUGCAUCAACCACGGCUACACUGGCAAGGUCAACAUCUCGGAGAAUAUGAAUGAGUCUUUGGUCUUGGAGCCAGGACCCCUCUAUGCUAUUGAUGGGGACAGAGAUUUGAAUGAAAAAGUAGAGUAUGCAAUUGCUGAUGGAAAUGAUGACACAUUCUCAAUAAACAAGGAUUCUGGGGAAAUAACAAUGAACAAGACUGUUAACACUCUGAAGACUUUCAUGUUGUAUGUUGUGGCUUUCCAGACCAACAAUCCAUACAGAUAUUCCCAAACAACAGUGGAAAUCAAGGUUGUGCGUAGAAAUGACCACAAGCCGCACUUUGAGAAAACCCUUUACGCAGGAACUGUGUCUGUUGGCCUGCCUGUUCCCAGCCUGGUCAUGGAGGCUGGGAAACCUUCAGUGCCCCUACGCAUCGUUGCAGUGGAUGAUGAUUUCACUGAUAAAUUCAAUCCUGAUAUCAAAUACCAAAUCCAAAACAGCACGAAUUUCACAGUUACUGUAGAUGGAUUUCUCCUGACUGCUGUAGUUUUGGAUGCGGCCUCCACUGUCACCCUUUCGGCUAUUGCUAAUGACACAGCUACUCUGCAAGAGGACAGCACCCUGAUAACUGUAGAUGUCAAGCCUUUGGAAACUACAACCAUUCUUCCUACAACCAUCACUACCACAGGGGCAGGGACCACUAUUUCAGAUAUUUCAGAUUUACCACCGGGGACAAUCACUACUCUUCCUGUAACACCUUCUGCAAGUACAACCAGGAAUACUGCCAUUACAGAGAAGCCUGCAACAGGCCCAACAUCUGACUCAAUCAUCCCUCCUUUUGUAACUACAACAAAGUCUCCCAUAAUCACAGGUAGCACUUUAGAACCUCAGACCGCCAGUUCUCCCAUCACUGGGAUAAGCCAAGCAACAGAUAGGACUGAUGAAUCUACUGCUGAAACAACUUUUCAGUCUGGAGUAACUGAGCCUUCCAUAUCCACGGCAACAGGUGGAACGGUCCGAACUGUUACUUCAGCUUCUUCUCAGACUGGAACCACCACCACCCCACAUCCCAUAACAGAUAUAAGCCCAGGAACAGAUAAACUGUCGACUGCAAAUACACCUUCUCAGGCUGGAACUACCACAAAGCAUCCCAUAACAGGUGAGACCCCAGCAACGGAUGAUAUAGGGCAAUCUACUACUAAGGCACCUCAGACACAAACCACCAAAGUAACUGAUACGACUGUUUCUUCCACUGUUCCAACACCUCUCUAUAAUGGAACAAUCAACUAUGCCACAGGAGAUGCAACUGGAAUAGCCACCCUAUCGAUAACAACUUCAUCUUCUGGGAACCAACAAGGUAAUUCAUCUCAUAGACUAUCAGAACCUGUGUCUCCUCAAACACCCACCACCACAAGUUGCCCAAGACAUAGAGUAAACAUGUUAUUCAGAGGCAGACUAUACAUGACAUUUGUCAUGUGGUUUGGUCCUGCAUAUGUGGUUUUCUUUCACAAAUACUGCUAUUACCCCUGUUUCCAAUGGUACAAUGCCAAUGGAUUCAUCUGUGAAGGACCAAAAUGGGUGUCCCAUUUUGACUCCCAUCAGAAUGCGAGAUUGUUUCCAAUAUCAGGCUAUUGUUUUAUGUUUUUGUUUUCAGAACAGAGUUGUCCGUAUAGAACAGAGGACAUGGUUGCUUUGGGCACCACUUUGGGAUGUUUACUGCUAGUCACAUUAGUGCUGCUUGGGCUGGUCUCCUACAAGUAUUACAAACUAAGACCUGGAGAAGACAGCGAAUCUGUUAAAGGCUUGAUCAAUUCCAACUUCGAAGGCGAUAAGAACUCCAACUCAGGUGGAAAGGAUGAUAAGUUGCCACCAAGUGUGAAGUCUGAAGACAACAAGCCAGUUGCAGAGAAGUGGUCAGGCACCCUGCCUCCUUUGGAGGAGACAGCGGGAAGCAGCCAGGAAGCAGCAGCUUCUGAAACGAACAAGGAAGGUGAAGAAGGCAACGGGGACACAGACAGUGAUAAGGAAGUAAGAUCCAUCCUCACUAAAGACAGAAGGAUGUCAGACGAUGGCUACAAAGCAGUGUGGUUUAAAGAAGACAUUGACCCAGAAGCUAAGGAUGAUGUUUUGAUGAUUGAAAAUGACAGCGAUACAGAACGGAAAGGGAACGAGAGUGACAGUGACAAUGCUGACGACCAGGCUGGUGACAAUGAAGUUGGUGAUGGUGCCAGAGGGGACAGUGACAGGUCCUUCACUCUAGGAAGACCUCAACUCCCAGAAAUUGAUUCUACUGAUGAUCUUCAGGAUAUAGAAGUAAAUGGUGCUUAUUUGUAGGUGAAAUAUUGUCCAGAAUUCUGUGACAGAGCUGACUGUUUUACACUAUGUUCUGACCAAACUUCUGCAGCUUCUUCCUAUGACCUCGGCCAAAUAAUGAGCAGCAUUCAACAGGAAGGGCAGU
Messenger RNA from Lacerta agilis (Sand lizard), 3195 nucleotides. It is a transcript of the gene CDHR5, whose product is annotated as cadherin related family member 5. Gene Ontology annotation, molecular function: calcium ion binding. The transcript is spliced from 16 exons. Bases 27 to 3071 code for a protein of 1014 amino acids. Gene Ontology annotation, biological process: homophilic cell-cell adhesion. The record is from RefSeq and is a predicted model, not a curated record. Gene Ontology annotation, cellular component: membrane. Lineage: Eukaryota; Metazoa; Chordata; Lepidosauria; Squamata; Lacertidae.